AAACAGAACUAAGUUAUUUAUCAAAAGCUGUCAAUAGUAAAACUUUGUUUAUUACUAAUAAAAAUGCGAUCGUAAAUUAGAAAUUUUAUAAAAGAAAAUGGAACACAACAGCGCUGAUAGUUCUCCUAACUCACCAUCGAAAAAGUUUCCUGAAAUCACAGACUACCAGUUAGAUCUCCCAGCAUGGAGUGUGGACAGUCUGAAGGCUAUAGCCAUUCAGCAGAGACUUCCUCGUCCCCGGAGCCUUGCAUGGGCAAUCUUACUGAAUGCUUUGCCGCCUCCGAACAUGGAUAUUGUAUCAAGUCUAAAAUCCCACAGGAAUUACUACAAUGAUUUAAGUGACAAGCUGUCAAUGGAUCCGAGGGCAGUUAUUGGAGAUGAUCCGCUCUCACAGGAUGAUGAGAGUGUAUGGAAGCAACAUUUCUGUGAUAACGAACUGAAAACUCUUAUAUUACAAGAUGUGGUCAGGACAUUUCCUGAGGAGCUGUACUUUAGAGAGAAAGACGUCCAAGAUCUGAUGGUCCGCAUCUUAUUCUUCUGGGCUCGUUCGCACGCCAACGUUGGUUACAGACAAGGAAUGCACGAGAUCCUAGCACCAGUGCUCUUUGAACUAUAUUUAGAUAGGAAAUUCUAUAUAUUUUUUUAUUCUAGGAAUCCAAACGAAGUGAUUAGAUAUUUGGAUAAAGUGAGAGAAGAAUUUCUAGUGCCGCUCGAUCUAGAAUUAUCUGCACAUCUGGUUGAAUGCAACAUAUCUAUGGAACUGUUUGGAAUACGGUGGUUACGACUGUUAUUUGGCCGGGAGUUCCCAAGAUCUGAGAUCCCCAAUCUGUGGGGAUUUUUAUUUGCCGACGGACCGAUGUUCCCGAACCUACAUUACGUCAUCGUCGCCAUGCUAAUCUCUAUGAGAAAUACACUAUUAGACCCGGAUCCGGGUGUAAUCCUGUCUGCAUUGAUGCGGCCCGUGUGUCUAUGCGUGGGCUACGUGUGUGCACUGGCCCUACAUUUGCGCGCCCCACUCGAGUUCCCGCGACCUCCUAUGCGCCAAGAAGUUGUUAACCACACGAGCACGGAGCAUGCGGCGAGCGAGCCCCGCGACUGGCGCGAGAUGGGUGGCACGGGGUCGGAGUCGGGGUCGGAGGGCGUGGCGGAGGGCGCGGACGUGGCGCGCGAGCUGGCGGCGCUGGCCUUGCUGCGCGCCCAGCUGCCGCCCGCCGCCGCCGCGCUGGCCGCCGCCCUCCCGCGCCCGCCGCCCCAUGUACAGCAGCCGCUGCAGCAGAUACUGCAUCUCGCAGCUCUACUCCAAUGCCGAAACCACGCCUUAAUAGACGUGGAAACGGCCUUAGAAGCCGCGGAAGGCCAAACAACAGAAAAGGUAGGUCGCCGGCAACUGAUCCCCGUAGCCAUGAUACACAAGCCACCGCAGAAACCGAAUAUAAAACCUUUAAACAAAGUCAAAGAGGUCCCAUUAAAGGUCUUUCAUCAGGGCGAGAGUGUUGCCAGUGAUCUCCCAUUUUUAGACCCCCUCCGUUUAAGGACAGAGUGACUAAGAACUAAGAUUAUGUUAUACAGUUAUUACCAUUAGUUUUAGAACGUAUGAAAUGGCAUACCGAUUUGUAAGACCGAUGGUAGUUUCCUACUUGUCAAAUUGAAUACUUUUUUCGAAAUUUCAAAAACGUCAAUUUUUUAAAACUGGUAUGAAAUAGCACGUUGUAACGUCGUCAUUUUUUGCGUUUAAUAUCUAAAAAAUAUGAAUAUGAGGUAUAAUUGUAAUUGAUUUUAAGUAUUUUUAUGAGUUGAAAAUUUUUUCUUUUUGACAUAGGAAACUAGCCAUUUCAAUGACUCCGAACGUUUUUGUGUUCAGAACAUGGCAUUAAUGUAGCGUGCCCUCUUUGUGCAAUACAAACUAAAAUAGUAAUACACUAUUGGAUAUUAAAUUUUUUGACUGGGCAAACAAACUUUAGCGUACAUUAACGCCAUCUGUUGAACAAAACGCGCAACGAUAUAUGUCAUUGCUAGCUGAAAACCUAUCUUAUGAAUGCUUCCUCGAUUUAAG
Molecule: messenger RNA, 2053 nt
Organism: Spodoptera exigua (beet armyworm)
Lineage: Eukaryota; Metazoa; Arthropoda; Insecta; Lepidoptera; Noctuidae
Source: the annotation of a GenBank genome assembly